Molecule: messenger RNA, 2948 nt
Organism: Nothobranchius furzeri (turquoise killifish)
Lineage: Eukaryota; Metazoa; Chordata; Actinopteri; Cyprinodontiformes; Nothobranchiidae
Source: RefSeq, a predicted model, not a curated record
AUGUUGGACAUAGUCAUUGUAGAGAUGGAAACAAGAUUGGAUCUCAUGAAAGCCGUUAACUGCCUUCAGCAUCAGUCUCCCUCUUCUCUGGAUCCUGACAUGUUAAGUCCUCUGCAGAAAAUGACAGGAAGUGACAGUGACAAACUUUCCAAUGAAAUUCUUGAUCUCCAUCGCAUGUAUGUGACCUCCCUUGAGAUUAGAACAUCAGCAGCAUCAUGCGAGAGCUCUUUCUCCACUUUGUCUCGUGUUCUUACCCCGUUCCGCCGUACUACGCUACACGAGAGAAAAAGAAAUUUAGUCAUUCUGGCUCACAAGAAGGCCAUAACAACAGGCCUAGAUAUGGAUGGAUUCAGGGAGUUCCCGCUGAGGAGGCGACCGGGAGCCGAGCGUUCCUCCCCGAGGAAAGUCCUUCCACUCGGAGCGGGGCGGUCGGCUCUGCCCGCGGCUCCGACUGGUUCCAGCAGCAGUGGCCGUGCCAGGGGGAAGCGAGCGCCCGGGAUGGGCAACUCUUUACGCGCGGCCGCCCUCCUGGCUGUCGUGGUUCUGUCUGUCCUGGUGUCGCUUCUGAUCACCAGCGUGCAGCAGUUUGGAGCGACUUUAUCCACCAAUGGGACUCUUUCUGAUGGAGAGCAGCAGGAGCUGGCGUCGCUCCGCCGGGCUUUGAUUUACCAACUCAACCAGAGGCGAAGAGAAAUGAUCCCGCUGCUGUUACCUGAUGAUGAUGGUGAUGAUGAUAAAGGAGGACGUUCCUCCCAGCUUGAUCCAGACUCGGGUUUGGAUUACAACCUAUGGAAUGAGGUCACCCUUGGUUUCGGGAAAGCGCACCCGGAUCGGAUGGGUUGUGAUUCCCUGGUGGACAUGCAGGCUGUGGAGGUUCUGGGAUCGGGGUACACCAAGCUGGUUGUCAGGGCGAACCUGGCCGGAGGUCAGCCUGUGGCGCUGAAGCUUGUCAACGAGCAGGGCAUCGACAUGAGCAAGUGUCUGGAGGAUUUCAAAGACCCCCGCGCCUGCCGCGAGCUGGUUUCUUACAAACUGCAGAAGGAGAUGAUCUUGAUGGAAAGGCUGCGGCAUCCAAACGUCAUAAAGGUGAACCUGAAACUCCUGGAGAGACCCAGGACGCAUGAGCUCAAGGGUCACUGUGCAGGAGUGCAGGGAGGAGGAGGAGUAGAGGGAGGAAGAGCUGCAGUCAUCCUGGAGCAGGGGAAUCCUCUCCAGAUGAUCCAGCUGCUCCAGAGCCCCUGGGAGGACCGAUUCAGGGUGUGCCUGGACCUGGUCAGGCUCUUGCACUUCCUCUCCCGCUCUCCUCUGGGCUCCGUGGCUCUGCUGGACUUCCAGCCGAGGCAGUUCGUCACCGUGUCGGGUCAGCUGAAGCUCACGGACCUGGACGACGCCAGCGCCGAGGAGACGGCCUGUCAGACGGACGCAGACUGCACCCUCCAGUUCCCUCACAGGAACUUCACACUGUCCUGCUCGGCCCGCGGUGUGUGCGAGGGCCUGAACGAGAAGAGGAACAUCUACAACGCCUACAGGUUUUUCUUCACCUACCUGCUGCCCCACCAGGCCCCGCCCAGCCUGACACACCUGGUAGACCACAUCAUGAACACCACAGGGGAGCUGAGGGAGGACAUCAAUCAGACUCUGGAGGCCUUUGAACACAUCCUCCUGCUGUACAAGUCGGGCCUCUACCUGGAUAACCUGCCCCCGUCCAUAAUCAGAGAUUACACCGUGAUGCGAGGAAUGGGGACCACUGGGAACGUGGAGUACCGCUGCUGGCCGUCCUACAGCCUGCAGGGCUGCGUUCUCUCUGUCCACAGCGCCAGAGAGGCAGCGUACAUCUGUAACUCUCACUCCCAGUGCAGCAGCUUCACUCUGACGGGACAGAAGACAUGGACAGGAGGAUGCGCCAAAAGUCCAAAGGCACAACAGAAGCUCGCUCAUGAGCAUGAAGUUGGAGAAACUCGAGAGGGACAGAACAACGCUGACACAUACAAUGGACCGACAACACUGAGAGACACCUGCAGGGCUAUAUACACAGAGGGAAGCAAUCAGGGAAACAGGCCGCCUCCUGGCCUCUUUCAGGAGCAGCUUUGGUCACCUGGUGGCUGAUGGGAUGUCGGAGGUGUACGUGAAGAAAACCAAAGUUCCUGAGAACCCUUGAUGAGCCUGAAUCGCAGCUCGGUGAAGCAGAAAUGCUGCGUUUAGGAGAACUGAAGUCUGUCUGUGAACACACCGACCUCAGCGAGGCUUUUUAGACGAGGUGCAGCGCGUUUGAAGAGAGCGACUGAAUGUGUUGUAUUUAUAAGGCUUCUGCUCACUGACUGUUUGAUCUGCCUGCCAGCUCCCUGCCUCUGCCAGCUACUAUUUAAAGGGAUUUCCCUUCAGGUACAAUUAAGGAGGGAGAGCCUUGUACCCUAAACUUUUUCCCCUCCUAAUUUGUCUUUAUUUGCCAUGUGUGCUGGCUUUCGCUGCGAGGCCGAGUCCCUGUAGUCAGAUUUUUUUAUUUUAUUAUUUAAGCCAGAGCGGCAUGCUGCAGCUCAGCGUUUCAGGCCUUAGGAAGAAAAAAGAAUACAAGCUCUUAUACAAAUAUACUUUGAUUAAACACACCAUGGUUUGGACUGUUGAUAAAUAUAUUUUUUACGGCUGUCUGGCUUUGUUGCACCAAGAAAUGGAGACAGCAAAUACCGUGCAGGCAUUUGCACAUCACCAAUGCGCAAAGAUUAUAAAAACCUUUCCAGAGCUGUCUGUUUUUUGUAAAAUUAGCAAAAAAUAUUUAUGCAAUCAAGUGAAAUGUAAUUCUUCUUACAUGUUACUGCAUUAAGUGCACCUUGUGGGUGAAACUUUUAUUUUUCAAUGAAAAAUGAAUCACUUUACUGUUUUUUUAAUAACACUUCACUUGUAUCUGUGUAAUUUGUACUUUUACAGUUUUUUAAAAACUAUUUAAAAUGUAA